Molecule: messenger RNA, 13035 nt
Organism: Coregonus sp. 'balchen'
Lineage: Eukaryota; Metazoa; Chordata; Actinopteri; Salmoniformes; Salmonidae
Source: the annotation of a GenBank genome assembly
CAACAGGACAGUAUGGCCACCACUGUUGCUGUCAGUCCCAGCGAGUAUCUCCAGCCCUCUGCCACUUCCUCUCAAGUGAGUCACAGCCAGACUACUUCCUGCUUGUCCUCGGUAGUUCUCGGAUGUGUAAAUAUCACCCAGUGGUGUCUUAAAAGUAACCAUGGGGUUCAUUAUUUGACCUUAGUUUGAAUACUGAGUCCAGCAACGCCAUCCUAUUGUGAAUCAUGAAGUUUGUAGUUUAUGUAUUUUAUUGGUAGCCUAUGGUGAGAUGUAGCUUAACCUCCUGUAUGUAAACUGUGUUCCACCUAGGGCUGGGUGAAAAUCAUGAUAUACAUCUCUUUUUUUAUUUUGUACUUCUUUUUUGAAUUUUUCUCUAAGCUUUGCUGCACAAGAGUCAUUCCACUUCAAAAAGGAUUUCGACAACACCAUCUCAGAUUGUUCAGAAAUCAUUUCUGUAGUUAGAAACGGAUAAGAUUAGCAUUCCUGAAAUCUUUAAAAAAUAUAUAAUUUGAUAUCUGAGAAAUUAAGCUAAUUGAUUGCACCCAAAUUGGCCAUUUUAAUUUAUAGGAUUCAUAUAAUCUUCAAUAAUUAUAGUACCUAACAUCUGAUUUGGACCAUCAUUCUUCCUAACAAUGAGUAAGACAUGAGGAAUCCAAUAAAAUGAUCAAAAGUCACCCACGGACCCCCCACACCCCAAGCCCAACCCAACAACCAGUAUACAAUAUCAGUUCUCUAUCUCUGACAAGUAGUAUGGAGCUGCUGCUUGGAGUAUUGUUUCUUCAACGUUUCUAAUAUAUUCCCUGUGAAUCUGGUGAUGUUUUUUUCCGAUGUUCAGAGAAAUUAGCCAAUGAAGUCGCUUACAUUCUUGACCAUAAAUGAGUGUGAAAGUACCACGUUUUUCGCUGUUCCUGCUACCACACCCUUUUAUCAAUUUUGCUGGUCUCUUGUGUUUAUUAAAUGCAUCAACAUUUUCUUUGCAAGUUUGGGUAGAAAACCAACAGCUUUUGCUCAUGAUGAAAAUAAAUAGUGUGGUCAAGCUAGACCUCCAUGAAAGCAAUUCAGUGUGACCUUCUCUUAGCAACCUAAUGUUUCAACCCAACUCUCCUUGAAUAGUCCAAAAGAUUGCAGCUCUCUGAGAGGGCUGUCUGUAUGGUGAAGACUUUUCUACAAGCCGUAAACUUUGAUUGGAGAAAUGUGCUAAAUGUUGUGACAACCCUAAUAAAAUUAUAAACAUUGCAUGGCAGUCGUAUGUUUUUAAAAAUAAAAUAAUUAGAAAACAUCUCUAUGUAGUGUGAUUAGUGACAUUUACCAUUAAACCCAACCCAAUACCAUUACAAAACACUAUACAGUGUGUGUUUGGGAGUUUUGUUAUUGGAUACCAUAGCAUUGAAACCAUUAGAACUGCUGUAGCCUAAUGGUUUGCUUGUUCGCCAAUCACCAGGAAUGGACUAACUAAUCCAGACCUUUUUUAAGGGAAUAAACCAGACACAGCGGGGCUGUUUCCUGGACACAAAUUAAGCCUAAGAGAAGGAAAAACUGAAUUGCUUUCAUGGAGGACUAGCUUGAAUUGUGAGGAUGACUGCACAAUUUAUUUUUAUCAUGAGCAAUAGCUAUUGGUUUUCUACCCAAAGUUGCAAAAACAAUUUUGUGAUCCAUUUAAUGAACACGAGACCAACAUGGAUAAAGGGUGGGGUGGCAGUAGCAUCUAGUGGGCAAAACUGGGUACUUUCACAUUAAUUUAUGGUAAAGGACGCAAGCGACUUCAAUGCCUAAUUUCUCAGAAUGUGGGGGGGAGACAUCACCAGAUUCACCAGGAAUACAUUACAAAGGAUGAAGAAGCAAUACUCCAAGCAGCAGUUCCAUACUACUGUCAGACAGAGAACUGAUACUGGUUGGGGUGGGAUUAGUGUGGGAGAUCCGUGGGUGGCUUUUGAUCAUUUUAUUAGAUUCCUCAUGUCUUGCUCAUUGUUAGCAGACUUAUGGUCCAAAUAGGAUGUUAGGUACUAUAUUCAUUGAAUAUGAUAUGAAUCCUAUACAUUUUAAAUUGCCAAUUUGGGUGCAAUCAAUUAGCUUAAUUUCUCAGAUCAAAUUAUAUUUCAACAAAAUAAUGUUUCAGGAAUGCCAAUCAUAUCUGUUUCUAACUACAGAAACGAUUUCAGAACAAUCUGAGAUGGUGUGUGUCAUGGCUUGCUGAAAUGACAUGGAAUGACUCACAAUUAAAGGUCAAUGCACUGCAUUUCAAACAGUCAGGAAUAAUCUAAUGAAUUCAAGGCUUGUAAAAGAAUACCUAGGCUAAAUAUAAGCCUUCUACCUCCAUAAGACCCACUCAUUUAAUCAAAAUAGUUUAACCUGCUUUUUUGUAAUCACUGAUCUGGCUUUCAAGUCUGUCUAUGAAAAUGCCCUUUUUUGUAUAAAAAAAUUACUAGAACCAUGCACAAUGCAAGGGAAAUUGACCGAUUCUGUUGGACCAAACCUCAAAUGCAAAUAGCAAGUUGAAAUUGGUUGUUGUCAGAGAGGGAGAAGUGAUCUUGUUGUGAGUGGCAGGGGGAGGGGCAUGGUGUCUGUGCGAGGGGGAAGGUGCACACAGCACAGGAGUGAAGGAGACAAGACCAAAAAGACACAAACGCUCAUAAAAACGGAAACAAAUCCAACAUAGAUUCUUGUGAUACAGGCAUUUGGAACAUCGCGCUAAAACAUGAAUUCUAAUUAAUCUAAUUUGAUAUAUCGCCCAGCUUUAGUUGCACCCCAAUACAAUUCCAUCCCUGGUUCAAAAAAAAGGAAAAAGAAAUGUUAUUUGUCACAUGCGUCGACUACAACAGGUGCAUCUUACCGUGAAAUGCUUACUUACAAGCCCUUAACCAUCAAUUUAGUUUAAAGAAAAAUAAGAGUUAAGAAAAUAUUUACUAAAUAAACUAAAGUAAAAAAAUUAAAAGAGCAACAAAAUAACAAUAAGGCUAUAUACAGGGGGUACUGGUACCGAGUCAAUGUGCGGGGGUACUGGUUAGUAGAGAUAAUUGAGGUAAUAUGUACAUGUAGGUAGGGGUAAAGUGACUAUGCAUAGAUGAUAAUAAACAGCAAGUAGCAGCAGCGUAAAAGGGGGGGUCAAUGCAAAUAGUCCAGGUAGCCAUUUGAUUAGCUGUUCAGCAGUCUUGAGGGUAGAAGCUGUUAAGAAGCCUUUUGGACCUAGACUUGGCGCUCUGGUACCGCUUGCCAUGCGGUAGCAGAGAGAACAGUCUAUGACUAGGGUGGCUGGAGUCUUUGGCCAUUUUAGGGCCUUCCUCCGACACCUACUGGUAUAGAGGUCCUGGAUGACAGGAAGCUUGGCCCCUGUGAUGUACUAGGCCAUACGCACUACCCUCUGUAGCGCCUUGCGGUCGGAGGCCGAGCUGUUGCCAUACCAGGCGUGAUGCAACCAGUCAGGAUGCUCUCGAUGGUGCUGCUCUAUAACCUUUUGAGGAUCUGAGGACCCAUGCCAAAUCUUUUCAGUCUCCUGAGGGGGAAUAGGCAUUGUCAUGCCCUCUUCACGACUGUCUUGGUGUGUUUGGACCAUGAUAGUUUGUUGGUGAUGUGGACACCAAGGAACUUGAAGCUCUCAACCUGCUCCACUACAGCCCCGUCGAUGAGAAUGGGGGCGUGCUCGGCCCUCCUUUUCCUGUAGUCCACAAUCAUCUCCUUUUGUCUUGAUUACGUUGAGGGAUAGGUUGUUGUUCUGGCACCACACUGCCAGGUCUUUGACCUCCUCCCUAUAGGCUGUCUCAUCGUUGUUAGUGAUCAGGCCUACCACCGUUGUGUCGUCCGCAAACUUAAUGAUGGUGUUGGAGUCAUGCUUGGCCACGCAGUCGUGGGUGUACAGGGAGUACAGGAGGGGACUAAGCACGCACCCCUGAGGGGCCCCCGUGUUGAGGAUCAGUGUGGCAGAUGUGUUGUUGCCUACCCUUACCAACUGGGGGCGGCCCAUCAGGAAGUCCAGGAUCCAGUUGCAGAGGGAGGAGUUUAGUCCCAGGGUCUUUAGCUUAGUGAUGAGCUUUGAGGGAACUAUGGUGUUGAACGCUGAGCUGUAGUCAAUGAACAGCAUUCUCACGUAGGUGUUCCUUUUGUCCAGGUGGGAAAGGGCAGUGUGGAGUGCAAUAGAAUUGGAACAGCUGGUGUUCUCAUGCAGGCUCGUGUCAAUUGGCAGCUCACAGCUGGGCUUCACUUUGUAGUCCGUAAUAGUUUGAAAGCCCUGCCACGUCCGACAAGCGUCAGAGCCGGCUUAGUACGAUUCAAUCUUAGUCCUGUAUUGACGCUUUGCCUGUUGAUGGUUUGUCGGAGGGCAUAGCGGGAUUUCUUAUAAGCGUCCGGGUUAGAGUCAAUGGUUUGUCGGAGGGCAUAGCAGGAUUUCAUAUAAGCGUCCGGGUUAGAGUCCCGCUCCUUUUAAAGCGGUAGCUCUACCCUUUAGCUCAGUGCGGAUGUUGCCUGUAAUCCAUGGAAUCAGGAGGAUAUAAUUAUGAUCAGAUUUUCCAAAUGGAGGGCGAGGGAGAGUUUUGUGCACGUCUCUGUGUGUGGAGUAAAGGUGGUCUAGAGUAUUUUUUUCCUUUGGUUGCACAUGUAACAUGCUGGUAGAAAUCAGUUUCUCUGCAUUAAAGUCCCCGGGCACUAGGAGCGCCGCCUCUGGAUGAGCAUUUUCUUGUGUGCUUAUGGCCUUAUACAGCUCGUUGAUUGCGGUCUUAGUACCAGCAUUUGUUUGUGGUGGUAAAUAGACAUCUACGAAAAAUUGGUAUAUAGUGUGGUCUACAGCUUAUAAUGAGAUACUCUACCUCAGGCGAGCAAAACCUUGAGACUUCCUUAAUAUUAGAUUUCACGCACCAGCUGUUAUUGACAAAUGGACACAGACCACCACCCCUUGUCUUACCGGAGGCAGCUGUUCUGUCUUGCCGAUGCACGGAAAACCCAGCCAACUGUAUAUUAUCCAUGUCGUCGUUCAGCCGUUGGCUAGGUUCAGCCACAACUAGGUGAAACAUAAGAUAUUACAGUUUUUAAUGUCCCGUUGGUAGGAUAGUCUUGAACGGAGCUCAUGCAGUUUAUUCUCCAAUUAUUACACGUUGGCCAAUAGGACGGCUGGUAGAGGCAAGUUACCCACUCGCCAACAAAUUCUCACAAGGCACCUGGACCUGCGUCCCCUGUAUCGGUGUCUCCUCUUCAUGCGAAUGACGGGGAUUUGGGCCUGGUCCGGUAUCAGCAGUAAAUAAUUUGUGUCUGACUCGUUCCCCCCCCCCCUAACCAUUUGUCUCGCUCUCUCUGGUCCUGUCUACAGGACUCCCAGCCCUCCCCACUGGCCCUCCUGGCCGCCACCUGCAGUAAGAUCGGCCCCCCUGCCGCUCAGGCCCCCGUCAGUGCCCCUCCUGCCCAACCCCAACCUCGGCGUCUCCUCCCCAUCAAGCCCGCCCCCAUCGCCCCCGCCCCUCCCAAAAACCUGGGCUUCCUGUCCGCUAAAGGAAAUGUGAUCCAGCUGCCAGCGGGCCUGGGCUCCAAUAGCCCCGGCAGCCCCAUCGUCCUCACCAUCCAGCAGAGCCCUGGCCGCUCGAAUCAAACAUCCAACAUCCAGUACCAGGUGGUGCCGCAGCUGGGAGGCACACAGACCAUCCAGAUGAUGCAGCAGGGUGGACAGAUCCAGCUCAUCCCGGGUACCAACCAGGCCAUCAUCACCACGCCCAUGACGGUCCCCCAGCCGCAGCCCGCUGCCGCGCCCAUCACCCCGCAGAAGACGGUGGCCAUCAAGCCGUCCCCCAGGGGGCGGAAACCAAAUGCAGCCAACGUGGUGCGGCUGCCCAGCGGGCUCACGCUGCCCCUCAACGUAGCCACCGGAGAGGAGCCAGCGGCAGCUCCUCCCCCGCCAACGAAGGGCAGACGAGGCAGGAAGAAGCUGGUGGCAGCAGCCCCUCCACCACAGCCCACCUCCCCGCCCCCCGAGCAGAUGGAGACGAUAUUGAUAGAGGCCGGGGAGAAUAUUAUUCAGGUAUAUUUGUUGUUCUGCUGCAUUUGGUGUGGGGUCAACCAUGACUUGUUGACUAGUUCACUUGCUUGAGUGGGCUACGAAUGGGUACUAAUUACUAAAUGUGUCUACAAUGCUUGUGAGUGUGUAAAUGAGUAAUGUUUUCAUCUGUAUUUCUCAAACUCAAAAUGCUAUGCUUUACAUGAGGGUUAGCCUACUCUAUCACCCCUUCAACCUCCAAUAUUGGGGUCCCUGUAUGAGUAAGUGUUGGACAGAUUUAGGGCUGUGUCUCAUUGCUGCUGUCUCGGCGUUCUCCCCAGGCGGGUAACCAGCUCCUGAUCGUGCAGAACACCGGGUCAGGCCAGCAGCAGCUGGUGCAGCUGGUGCAGCAGAAACAGGAGCAGCAGGUGGUCCAGAUCCCCCAGCAGGCCCUGAAGGUGGUGCAGGCUGCCUCCGCCACCCUGCCCCAGGUCCCCCAGAGACAGCCUGCAGCCAACCUGCAGCCAGAGCCCACUCAGGUACACACACAGGUUGUUAGAGAUCAUCAAUUUAGCUCUCUCAGCAAACUGACAGAUCUAGAGUAGUACGUUUGGAUGUGAGGUGAUUUGUAGAUGAGUCAGUCUGAAGUUUCCAAUGUAGUCAUGCACACAAGGCCACAUACAAAAAGCUCCUAUAGGUGCUGCAUGCACACCACCUCUCUACACUCACUACAAGCUACCCACUUGAAAUGUAAUGAAACCAUAAGUGGAAGUGGGCCUUUAAUACAGAUGUGUCCUAAUCUGACAGACUUGUUCCGUGUUAGUCUGACACCCCUGUGCUCCUCUCAGCUCCUGAUCAAAACGGCAUCGGGCGAAUGGCAGACUGUGCAGCUCCAGGAAACCACCGUUUCCACGGCAACAACGCCCUCCAGCAUGGUCACCACCACCCUGUCGUCCGUGGGGGCCACCAAGCGAACACUGGCGGGGGGCAGGAAGGAGAGGACCCUACCAAAAAUAGCACCGGCGGGGGGAAUGAUAGCGCUAAACGCAGCCCAGCUCUCCUCGGCGGGCCAGGCCGUGCAGACUAUAAACAUCAACGGGGUCCAGGUGCAAGGAGUGCCCGUCACCAUCACCAACGCAGGAGGUAUGCAUGUAUGUGUGUGUAUAUAUGUAUGUACUGUGUGUUCGUGAAAAAAAUAUAGAAAGUGGUAGUCCGUAUCCAAAUCCACAAGUGCAUAUCCGUAUCCUCUCUAUUUUCAUACUGUGUUCCUUUAAAAACAAUAUGCAUUCCAAUUGACUUUUAGCAAGCUAAUGGAGGCCUGCAUGUGUGUGUCAGUGGUCAUGUGGUAGUAUGUAUGUGUGGAUUGGGGUGUGCAUGUUGGUGUAAAGGAUUUGUGUGUGUGUAUAUAUAUGUACUGUGUGUGUGUGUGUGUGUGUGUGUGUAUAUAUAUAUCAGGUGCAGCUCAAUAAAUUAGAAUAUUGUGGAAAAGUUCAAUAUUGUAGACUCAAGGUGUCACACUAAUCAGCUAACUAACUCAAAACACCUGCAAAGGUUUCCUCAGCCUUUAAAUGGUCUCUCAUUCCAGUUCAGUAGGCUUCACAAUCAUGGGGAAGACUGCUGACUUGACAGUUGUGCAGAAGACAGUCAUCAACACCCUCCACAAGGAGGGAAAGCCUCAAAAGAUCAUUGCUAAAGAAGCUGGCUGUUCACAGAGUGCUGUAUCACAGAGUUUCCAUAUUCAUGGAAAGUCGAGUGGAAGGAAGAAGUGUGGUAGGAAAAGGUGCACAAGCAACAGGGAUAACCGGAGCCUUGAGAGGAUUGUCAAGCAAAGGCCAUUCAAAAAUGUGGGGGAGCUUCACAAGGAGUGGACUGAGGCAGGAGUCAGUGCAUCAAGAGCCACCACGCACAGACGUAUCCAGGAAAUGGGCUACAACUGUCGCAUUCCUCGUGUCAAGCCACUCCUGAACCAGAGGCAACGUCAGAAGCAUCUUAUCUGGGCUAAGGAGAAAAAUAACUGGUCUGUCGCUCAGUGGUCCAAAGUCCUCUUUUCAGAUGAAAGUACAUUUUGCAUUUCAUUUGGCAAUCAAGGUCUCAGAGUCUGGAGGAAGAGUGGAGAGGCACAGAAUCCAAGUUGCUUGAAGUCCAGUGUGAAGUUUCCACAGUCAGUGAUGAUUUGGGAACCAUGUCAUCUUCUGGUGUUGGUCCACUGUGUUUCAUCAAGUCCAAAGUCAACUCAGCCGUCUACCAGGAAAUGUUAGAGCACUUCAUGCUUCCUUCUGCUGACAAGCUUUAUGGAGAUGCUGAUUUCAUUUUCCAGCAGGACUUGGCACCUGCCCACACUGCCAAAGGUACCAAUACCUGGUUCAAUGACCAUGGGAUUACUGUGCUUGAUUGGCCUGAUCUGAACCCCAUAGAGAAUUUAUGGGGUAUUGUCAAGAGGAAGAUGAGACACGAGACCCAACAAUGCAGACGAGCUGAAGGCCGCUAUCGAAGCAACCUGGGCUUCCAUAACACCUCAGCAGUGCCACAGGCUGAUCGACUCCAUGCCACGCCGCAUAGAUGCAGUGAUUCAUGCAAAAGGAGCCCCAACCAAGUACUGACUGCAUGUACAAGAACAUACUUUUCAGAAGUCUGACAUGUCUGUAUUACAUUUCUUAUGUCAUAUUCUAAUUUUCUGAGAUACUGAAUUUGGGGUUUUCAUGAGCUGUAAGCCGUAAUCAUCAAGAUUAAAACAAAUACAGGCUUGAACUAUUUCACUUUUUGUGUAAUUAAUCCACGAUAUGAGUUUCACUUUGUCAAUUGAAUUAUUGAAAUUACUUAACUUUUCCACAAUAUUCUAAUUUAUUGAGCUGCACCUGUGGGUGUUCAAGUACAGUAUAUGUUAAAGUUUCUCUACUGUUCUUUCAGGCCAGCAGCACCUGACAGUGCAGACGGUACAGGGCGGGACCCUCCAGCUGGGCGGGGUGACCUCCCAGGGCCACCAGGUGCAGAUGGAGCAGACUCUGGGUCUGGAGCUGCAGGGUCAGCCUGGGGAGAAGAAGCGCCGCAUGGCCUGCACCUGCCCCAACUGUAAGGACUCAGAGAAGAGGCAAGUGGCUCUUACUAGCAAACUAGAGCCAGGCCUGAGCACCUGGUGGAAAAAAGCAUGAUACACAGUAUAAACCCAUAUUUUGUUUUACCAAUAUAGAAAGUCUUGGUUGACGCAAACUGAUACCUGUAUGGGAAAAGUGUACCCUCUUGUGAGAUUGGGGCAGGGAAACAACCACGAUUGCUAACAACUACUUUCCAUCCUCCUGCUAUUAAUAUGUGCUCGUCAAACAUCUCAUUCCAAAAUCAUGGGCAUUAAUUUUGGAGUUAGUCCCCCCCCUUUUCUGAUAUAACAGCCUCCACUCUUCUCGGAAGGCUUUCCACUAGAUGUUGGAACAUUGCUGCUGGGACUUGCUUCCAUUCAGCCACGAGCAUUAGUGAGGUCGGGCACUGAUGUUGGGCGAUUAGGCCUGGCUCGCAGUCGGCAUUCCAAUUAAUCCCAAAGGUGUUCGAUGGGGUUGAGGUCAGGGCUCUGUGCAGUCCAGUUCUUCCACACCGAUCUCGACAAACUAUUUCUGUAUGGACCUCGCUUUGUGCACGGGGGCAUUGUCAUGCUGAAACAGGAAAGGUCCUUCCCCAAACUGUUGCCACAAAGUUGGAAGCACAGAAUCGUCUAGAAUGUCAUUGUAUGCUGUAGCGUUAAGAUUUCCCUUCACUGGAACUAAGGGGCUUAACCCGAACCAUGAAAAACAGCCCCAGACCAUUAUUCCUCUUCCACCAAACUUUACUGUUGGCACUAUGUACUGGGGCAGGUAGCGUUCUCCUGGCAUCCACCAAACCCAGAUUAGUCUGUUGGACUGCCAGAUGGUGAAGCAUGAUUUAUCACUCCAGAGAACGUGUUUCCACUGCUCCAGAGUCCAAUGGCAGCGAGCUUUACACCACUCCAGCCGACACUUGGCAUUGCGCAUGAUGAUCUUAGGCUUGUGUGUGGUUGCUCGGCCAUGUAAACCCAUUUCAUGAAGCUCCCGACGAACAGUUCUUGUGCUGACGUUGCUUCCAGGGGCAGUUUGGAACUCGGUAGUGAGUGUGGCAACCGAAGACAGAUGAUUUUUAUGCGCUUCAGCAUUCGGCGGUCCCGUUCUGUGAGCUUGUGUGGCCUACCACUUUGCAGCUGAGCUGUUGUUGCUCCUAGACGUUUGCACUUCACAAUAACAGCACUUACAGUUGAGACACUUGCACUUCACAAUAACAUCACUUACAGUUGACCGGGGCAGCUCUAGCAGGGCAGAAAUUUGACGAACUGACUUGUUGGAAAGGUGGCAUCCUAUGACGGUGGCACGUUGAAAGUCACUGAGCUCUUCAGUAAGGCUAUUCUACUGCCAAUUGUUGUCUAUGGAGAUUGCAUGGCUGUGUGCUCGAUUUUAUACACCUGUCAGCAACGGGUGUAGCUGAAAUAGACUAAUUCACUCAUUUGAAGGGGUGUCCACAUACUUUUGUAUAUACACUGCUCAAAAAAAUAAAGGGAACACUAAAAUAACACUUCCUAGAUCUGAAUGAAUGAAAUAAUCUUAGUAAAUACUUUUUUCUUUACAUAGUUGAAUGUGCUGACAACUAAAUCACACAAAAAUUAUCAAUGGAAAUCAAAUUUAUCAACCCAUGGAGGUCUGGAUUUGGAGUCACCCUCAAAAUGAAAGUGGAAAACCACACUACAGGCUGAUCCAACUUUGAUGUAAUGUCCUUAAAACAAGUCAAAAUGAGGCUCAGUAGUGUGUGUGGCCUCCACGUGCCUGUAUGACCUCCCUACAACGCCUGGGCAUGCUCCUGAUGAGGUGGUGGAUGGUCUCCUGAGGGAUCUCCUCCCAGACCUGGACUAAAGCAUCUGCCAACUCCUGGACAGUCUGUGGUGCAACGUGGCGUUGGUGGGUGGAGCGAGACAUGAUGUCCCAGAUGUGCUCAAUUGGAUUCAGGUCUGGGGAACGGGUGGGCCAGUCCAUAGCAUCAAUGCCUUCCUCUUGCAGGAACUGCUGACACACUCCAGCCACAUGAGGUCUAGCAUUGUCUUGCAUUAGGAGGAACCCAGGGCCAACCGCACCAGCAUAUGGUCUCACAAGGGGUCUGAGGAUCUCAUCUCGGUACCUAAUGGCAGUCAGGCUACCUCUGGCGAGCACAUGGAGGGCUGUGCGGCCCCCCAAAGAAAUGCCACCCCACACCAUGACUGACCCACCACUAAACCGGUCAUGCUUGAGGAUGUUGCAGGCAGCAGAACGUUCUUCACGGUGUCUCCAGACUCUGUCACGUGUGCUCAGUGUGAACCUGCUUUCAUCUGUGAAGAGCACAGGGCGCCAGUGGCGAAUUUGCCAAUCUUGGUGUUCUCUGGCAAAUGCCAAACGUCCUGCACGGUGUUGGGCUGUAAGCACAACCCCCACCUGUGGACGUCGGGCCCUCAUACCACCCUCAUGGAGUCUGUUUCUGACCGUUUGAGCAGACACAUGCACAUUUGUGGCCUGCUGGAGGUCAUUUUGCAGGGCUCUGGCAGUGCUCCUCCUUGCACAAAGGCGGAGGUAGCGGUCCUGCUGCUGGGUUGUUGCCCUCCUACGGCCUCCUCCACGUCUCCUGAUGUACUGGCCUGUCUCCUGGUAGCGCCUCCAUGCUCUGGACACUACGCUGACAGACACAGCAAACCUUCUUGCCACAGCUCGCAUUGAUGUGCCAUCCUGGAUGAGCUGCACUACCUGAGCCACUUGUGUGGGUUGUAGACUCCGUCUCAUGCUACCACUAGAGUGAAAGCACCGCCAGCAUUCAAAAGUGACCAAAACAUCAGCCAGGAAGCAUAGGAACUGAGAAGUGGUCUGUGGUCACCACCUGCAAAACCAGGCCUUUAUUGGGGGUGUCUUGCUAAUUGCCUAUAAUUUCCACCUGUUGUCUAUUCCAUUUGCACAACAGCAUGUGAAAUGUAUUGUCAAUCAGUGUUGCUUCCUAAGUGGACAGUUUGAUUUCACAGAAGUGUGAUUGACUUGGAGUUACAUUGUGUUGUUUAAGUGUUCCCUUAUUUUUUUGAGCAGUGUAUAUUGUUGUUAAGUUUGUGUUUUCUGUGUUGUGCAGGCCCGGCGAGGUGGGGAAGAGGAAGCACAUCUGUCACAUCCCGGGCUGCGAGAAGACGUUCCGGAAAACGUCCCUCCUCCGGGCCCACGUGCGCCUGCACACCGGCGAGCGGCCCUUCGUCUGCAACUGGGUCUUCUGUGGCAAACGCUUCACGCGCAGUGACGAGCUGCAGCGGCACGCCAGGACACAUACAGGUCCGUCCCCCCUCAGGAGACACACUGAUACACACUGUAGUAUGAAUGUAGGUCAGUCUGCAACACACAGUGGGUCAUGUUCAGUAAGGAACACCGUAGCAAAACAUUUUGCAAUGGAUAGUGACAAUCGUGGUUUUUUUUUUUGUUUAAAAAAAAAAGUCAUUUAGCAGACGCUCUUAUCCAGAGCGACUUACAGGAGCAAUUAGGGUUAAGUGCCUUGCUCAAGGGCACCGACAACAUUUUUCACCUAGUCGGCUCGGGGAUUAGAACCAGUGAACUUUCGGUUACUGGCACAACGCUCUUAACCACUAAGCUACCUGCCGCCUGUGUUCUUAUUGGACCAGUUCAGAUAGUACCUCCCCUGUUUUCAAAAUGUUUUCCACCUACUGAACACAACCCAGGACACACACACAGGAGGUACGUACACAGCAAGGUUAGCACAAGUCAGUCGACAGUGCGCCAUAUGCCAACUCAUGCAAUACACCAUUGUGUUCACCACUGUCAGGACUCACGGAGAUGAUGCACAUGUUAGUUUUGCAGAAUUUGCCAGGACUCAGGCAGACACUCAGAUCUGCAGCAGAGAAGAAUGGUAUUGCUCUGUCAUAGUUUUGUGUUGUGCAGGAAAAUUAAACCACUCAUUUAUUCUGUCUUCUCCUUGCAGGAGACAAGCGCUUCGAGUGCAACCAGUGUCAGAAACGGUUCAUGAGGAGCGACCACCUCACGAAGCAUUUCAAAACACACAUGAACACCAAGAACUUGUGA